Messenger RNA from Octopus sinensis (East Asian common octopus), 821 nucleotides. RefSeq lists its product as uncharacterized. The record is from RefSeq and is a predicted model, not a curated record. The coding region runs from base 142 to 672 and encodes 176 amino acids. The transcript has 5 exons. NCBI's taxonomy places the organism in Eukaryota, Metazoa, Mollusca, Cephalopoda, Octopoda, Octopodidae.
CGGAGAGAUAAACAAACAAAGCAAUAAAUAAAGAAAUUUUAGUGUAUAUCAACAUACACACGUGCAGGUUGGGCAUAACUGCAGAUUGUUCGAUGUUCUAUUUUCUGUAUGGUGUGUAAGAGAUAUUGGUAGAUUGCUAACAUGUCUGCUGAGCGCCAAUUUUUAUCCGUUUCUGCUAAGCUACCAAAAGAGUGGCAGCCGCGUUUGUACGAAUGGAAUCCUUAUCACUGUAGUUAUCCAGACGUCGCACAGAGGGGUUGGCGAAAAUGGUCAGCUGACUUCCCCGACUGGUUAAGCCCUCGAGAUACAUCGCAUCACGUCCAUUGGUUCAACAGGAAAACCAACAAUAUUCGACGAGCCAACUACAAAGCCAUGAACUACCAAUACGAAAGACCCUUCCAACCUACCAGCCGCUUGCACGAUGCGUUCGUCUCCAUUAGCGGGGAGGUAAUGCCUAAAGAAACCUCAGUCCCAAUGCCUACUAUGCAGUUCUUCACGGGGUCGUCAAAUUUAAGUUUGGUCAACGAUGUUGGAUUCCAGAAACCCAGAUGGGGUCAGUUUAAUCCAGACCACUAUGGGGACCCAUAUCAACACUUACACCUGCCUCCCCUAAAGUUGGGUGGAAAACCUUACCAUCGCAAUGAAUAUAUCUCUUACACCGGGGCACACUAGGUUCUUCACUUCGUUUUAGCCUCUACAGCUACGGCCAUACUGAAGCGCUACUUUCAAGAUGUGUUUGUGAUUGUUAAAUAUACAUACAGAAGUUUUCAAAUUUAACCGUUCGCAAUAAAUUUCAUUUCAUGUAAAACUUCAAAAGUAAA